Molecule: messenger RNA, 7650 nt
Organism: Leptosomus discolor (cuckoo roller)
Lineage: Eukaryota; Metazoa; Chordata; Aves; Leptosomiformes; Leptosomidae
Source: RefSeq, a predicted model, not a curated record
UAUCUCCGUCUAGGAAUGUUUGAAUUGCACUGUGGUGAAUUAAUAAGUGCUUUACGUGAGCAGAUAAUUUGUGAAAAAGUUGUUUCCAAAAUGUUCGAAGAUCAUCAAGACAUAAAUGUGAGGCUACGUGAUGAGUUUGUGAGAAUAUCAGAAAAAGCCCUUACUACUCCGUCUAAUACACAGGAACUAAUGGAACUUAAGGCCUGUAUGCAGAAAGUGGAUACAUGUGACAUGCUUGAAUUGGAGCAAAAAUUAAUACGCUGUGAACAAUUUGUUGGGGAACUGAAAAACUACUCUAAGCAGGUUGAAGAAUUCAGCGCAUUUGGAGAUAUUCAGGAAGUCAACAGGUAUUUGAAGAAAGCUCAAGCGUUAAAUACAAAAUUGGAUCUUGCUGCUGAUAAGAUUGAUCAGUUUAGUUCAGAAGAAGAGUCCUUUGGAUGGCCAAUAUCUCAGUAUCCUCAGCAUAAAAACAUCCAGAGUACUCUUGCUCCCUACCUUUGUCUCUAUGAUAUGACUGUUGAAUUCAUCAGAAAACACAAAGACUGGACAGAGGCAUCAUUUACAGAAGUGAAUCCAGACAAAGUAGAGGUAGGUAUAGGAAACUACUGGCAUGGACUAUAUAAACUAGAAAAAGCCUUCCACAAUUCUCCAAAUGCAUUAGCAAUAACAAGACAGGUUAAAUCAAAAGUAGAGGAAUUCAGGUGCCACAUCCCUCUAAUCCAGGUGAUCUGCAAUCCUGGUUUGCAAGAAUGGCACUGGGAAGAGAUGGCAAAAAUUGCUGGUUUACCACUAUCUCCUUCUGAAGACUCAAAUGUCUUGUCAUAUAUUAACUUGCAUCUUGAACCAUUCCUAGAAAAGUUUGAGACCAUCAGUGAAAAAGCCAGCAAAGAAUAUUCACUUGAGAAGGUUUUAACGAAAAUGAUUUCUGAAUGGGAUCAAAUGGAGUUCACUCUUCUUGCUUAUAGAGAAACAGGAACCCAUAUUUUGUCAUCUGUAGAUGAUAUUCAUAUGUUACUGGAUAACCGUGUUGUCAAAACUCAGACAAUGAGAGGAUCUCCAUUCAUUAAGCAUUAUGAAAAAAGAUAUAGGGAAUGGGAAGGAAAGCUGUUGUUGGUACAGGAGAUCCUACAUGAAUGGCUGAAGGUUCAGGCUACUUGGCUUUAUUUGAAGCCAAUUUUCAGUCCUCCUGACAUCAUGGCUCAGAUGCCUGAGGAAAGCAGAUGAUUCAGUACUGUAGUUAAGAUGUGGAAAGACUUAAUGAAAUCAGUUUUUCAGGACAAACAUGUGUUGACAGUAGUAAUAAUAGACAAGAUGUUGGAAAAACUGAGGAAGUGCAAUGAAUUUCUGGAGCUAAUUCUCAAGGGCCUAGAGAAGAAGCGCCUGUUUUUCCCCAGAUUAUUUUUUUCCUCUAAUGAUGAAUUCCUUGAGAUUCUUUCAGAGACCAAAGAUCCUACUCGAGUACAACCUCACUUGAAAAAGUGUUUUGAAGGAAUUGCAAGAGUGGAGUUUACUGAUGUAUUAGAUAUUACACAUAGUAGUGAAGGAGAGACUGUGGAACUGGUAAAGACAAUCUCAACAUCAGAAGCUAGAGGUCAAGUUGAAAAAUGGCUGGUUGAACUGGAGGCAGCUAUGCUGAAGUCUGUCCACACGGUCAUUGGGGAUGCACUUGAAGCUUAUCCAAAACCUCCACGUGUUAAUUGGGUGAGAGAGCGGCCUGGACAAUCAGUUCUUUGUGUAUCCCAAACUUUCUGGACAAUGGAAGUACACAUGUCUAUUAGAACUGACAAAAUGGUUGAACACGCUGUGCAGCAGCUUAACCCUGAAUUCCAAACAGAAGGAGCAAGUGGUGGUUGAAACCCAGUAAUACCACGAUUCUUGCAACACUGCAAUACAGUUAAUAUUAAUGGGUUUGAUGAUAAAUCCAUGUAUACAAUUUUUUCUAGAAUCUUAGACUGGCAUCUAACAGUAUGUUAUAGCUUUCCAUCACAAUAUGUAUAACUGACUCUGCAAAUUAUUAAUGGAACCAUGCAUAUGUAUAAAGAAUCUAUGAAGAAUCUGCUUCCUACACCAGCCAAAUCUCACUAUUUGUUCAAUCUCCAGGACUUUUCACAUGUUAUUCAAGGUGUUUACCUGUCAAGAUCCGAAGCAACAGAAUCCGCAGGAAUGAUAAAAUGUCUCUGGGUUCAUGAGGUUCUUAGAGUGUAUUAUGAUCGCUUGGUGGAUAAUUGUGACCAGGCUUGGCUUGUUGGGUUUAUCCAAGAAGCAGAGAAAAAUAACCUACCUGAAGACUUUCAUGAACUUUUCCAAAAUCUGGACUUCAACAAUGGUGGCAGAGUGAGAGAAGAUGACUUAUGUAGCUUAAUGUUUUGUGAUUUUCAUGACCCUAAGAGAGAGGACACUAAAUACCGGGAGAUUAGUGAUGUGGAUCAAUUGAGACUAGUUGUAGAGAGUUACCUUGAAGAGUUUAGUAACAUGAGCAAAAAGCCAAUGCAGCUUGUCUUGUUCUGAUUUGCUAUAGAACAUAUUUGUAGAAUUUCCCACAUUCUGAAACAGCCUCAGAGCCAUGCCCUCCUUGUUGGUGUUGGAGGUAGUGGUCAACAAUCUCUUACUCAAUUAGCAGCCUAUAUGGCUGAAUACAAUCUUUUCCAGGUUGAAAUAACUAAAAGUUAUGGUAUCAAUGAGUGGCAUAAGGACUUAAAAGUCAUACUAAGAAAAUCUACUGAGUGGGAAAUGCAAGGAGUUUUUUUUUUUACAGAUACACAGAUUAAAAAGGAAUCAUUCUUAGAAGACAUUAACAACUUACUAAAUGCAGGUGAGGUGCCAAACCUCUUUGUGGUAGAUGAGAAACAAGAAAUUUGUGAGCAAAUGCAUCAAGUAGAUUGCCAACGGGACAGGACAAAACAGACAGAUAGCAGUCCUAUAGCUCUUUUUAACAUGUUUGUUGAUUGCUGUCGAGAUCAGCUUCAUAUAGUACUGGCGAUGAGUCCUAUUGGAGAUGCUUUCUGUAAUCACCUUGGUAAAUUUCCAGCUCUUGUAAACUGCUGCACACUAGACUGGUUUCAGACAUGGCCUGAAGAUGCAUUAGAAGCUGUUGCCUCUCGCUUCUUGGCAGAUGUUGAUAUGUCAGAAGAAACUCGAAGUGGCUGCAUUGACAUGUGUAAAAGCUUUCAUACACCUACCAUUGUUUUAUCUGACUUAUACCAUGUGGAGCUUCAAAGAUGCAACUAUGUUACACCUACUUCAUACCUGGAAUUGAUCUCCGCUUUUAAAAGUCUACUUGAAAAGAAACGCACUAAGAUGAUGAAAAUGAAAAGAAGAUAUGAAGUUGGCUUGGAGAAACUGAACUCUGCUGCAUCUCAAGUAGCCUUGAUGCAGUCUGAGCUGGAGGCUCUGCAACCUCGGUUACGGAAAGCUAGCAAGCAGAUUGAUGAGAUGAUGGUCGGUAUUCAAAAAGAAUCUUUGGAAGUAGCCAAAACUGAAAGAGUCGUGAAAGCUGAUGAAGCAGUGGCAAAUGAGCAGGCUAUGGCUGCAAAAGCCAUCAAAGACGAAUGCAAUGCUGACUUAGCACAAGCCAUGCCUUGUUUAGAAAGUGCUCUGGCUGCCCUUGACACUCCCACUGCACAGGAUAUUACUGUGGUUAAGUCCAUGAAGAGUCCUCCUGCAGAUGUCAAGCUUGUAAUGGAAGCUAUAUGCAUCCUUAAAGCCAUCAAAGGAUUCCAGAUCAAACAGGUUCUGGAAAAAAAAAUUGAGGAUUUCUGGGGUCCUGCUAAGAGACUUCUGGGUGACAUAAAAUUUCUUCAGUGUCUUCAUGAAUAUGACAAGGAUAACAUUCCCCCAGCUUGCAUGGCUAUCAUAAGAAAACAGUAUCUUACAAAUCCUGAGUUUGUACCAGGCAAGAUUUGAAAUGCUUCCAUGGCAGCAGAGGGUCUGUGCAAAUGGGUCAUAGCCAUGGAGUUUUUUGAUAGAUAAGUAUUGACCAAAAAUGUUGCACCCCAAAAGCUAAAGUUGAAUCAAGGUGAAGGAAAAUUAAAGAUUGCUACGGAUGGUCUAAGAAAGAAACAAGCAGACCUGAGGGAAGUUCAAGGUAAAUUGGCUGUACUCCGGCAGACACUGGAAUCCAAGAAACAGGAGAAGGUUGACUUGGAAAAUCAGGUUGAGCUAUGCAGCAAAAAACUACAGUGAGCAGAACAAUUGAUUGGUGGCCUUGGGGGUGAAAAAACUCACUGGCAUGUGACUGCUUUGGAACUGGGAAGGCAGUACAUCAAUUUGACUGGAGAUAUACUUAUUUCAUCAGGAAUUGUAGCCUACCUAGGAGCCUUUGCAUCCAGCUACAGACAAGUGCAAAUUAAAGAGUGGGCAUUGCUAUGUAAAAAGAAAGACAUUCUUUGUUCUGAUGAUUUUUCUUUAACAAAUACCUUGGGAGAACCAGUGGAGCUCAGAGCUUGGAAUAUUGCUGGACUACCUUCUGACAUGUUUUCUAUUGAUAAUGGCAUCAUUAUCAGUAAUGCAAGAAGAUGGCCUCUAAUGAUAGAUCCUCAGGGUCAAGCAAAUAAAUGGAUAAAGAGCAUGGAAAAAGCCAGUAGCUUGCAUAUAAUCAAACUCAGUGACCCUCAAUUUGUUGUAACACUGGAACACUGCAUUCAGUUUGGCAGUCCUGUGUUACUGGAGAACAUUGGAGAAGAACUUGAUCCUAUCCUAAAGCCACAUUCUCAGACAUUUAAGCAGUCAGGGAGUAUAUGCAUUUGCUUUGGACACUCCACUAUCGAAUAUGCUCCUGAAUUCUGCUUUUGUAUUACAACUAAGCUGAGAAAUCCACAUUAUCUUCCUGAAACAUCUGUUAAGGUAACAUUACUGAACUUCAGGAUAACUUCAGAAGGAAUGCAGGAUCAGCUUCUUGGAAUUGUAGGUGCAAGAGAAAGGCCAGAUCUUGAAGAAGAAAAACAAGCCCUCAUCCUUCAAGGGGCUGAGAAUAAAAGGCAGCUAAAAGAAAUAGAAGACAAGAUUUUAGAAGUUCUUUCAGCCUCAGAGGGAAAUAUUUUGGAGGAUGAAACUGCUAUCAAGAUACUGUCUUCUUCCAAAGUUCUGGCUAAGGAGAUUUCUGAAAAGCAAGCUGCAGCUGAAGAGACAGAAAAGAAGAUUGGUGCUACUCGUAUGGGCUAUCGUCCUAUUGCUAUCCAUUCAUCAGUCUUUUUUACUAUUGCUGAUCUGGAAAACAUUGAGCCAAUGUACCAGUAUUCAGUCAUGUGGUUUAUUAACUUUUUCAUCAUGUCUAUAGAUAAUUCGGAGCAAUCAGAAGUUUUACAAACAAGGAUGAAGAUUCUGAAGGAUCAUUUUACUUUUUAUGUCAAUGUCUGUCACUCCCUCUUUGAAAAGGACAAGCUGCUCUUCUCUUUUUGUCUAACUGUGAAUCUCCUGAAACAUGAAAGAUUAAUUAAUGAGAAUGAGUGGAAGUUUCUGUUGACUGGAGGCAUACGUUUGGACUAUGUGAACCCAUAGUGAACUCCCUUUUCUAAUCCAUAUUCCUGGCUUCCUCCAAAAUCGUGGGAUGAAAUUUGUCAACUGGAUGAUCUGCCAUGCUUCACAAACAUUUGUAAGGAUUUUAUGCGACUGAAGAAUACAUGGAAAUUAGUAUAUGACAGCUUGGAUCCCCAGCAUGAAGAUUCUCCUGCUCAGUGGUAAAACAAGUUGGGGGAGUUCCAAAGGAUGCUUAUCAUUCACUGCCUGAGACCUGACAAAAUAAUACCAAUGGUGCAGGAAUUUAUUAUUCACAACCUGGGCCGUCCAUUUGUUGAGCCACCUGCAUUUGAUUUGUCAAAAGCAUUUUCUGAUAGUCAUUCUUGUGCACCACUGAUAUUUAUACUUUCUCCUGGUGCUGACCCCAUGGCAGCCCUUCUUAAGUUUGCUGAUGAUCAGGGAUACGGUGGUACAAAGCUUAGUUCUCUGUCACUUGGUCAAGGCCAAGGCCUGAUAGCCAUGAAAAUGAUAGAAAAGGCAGGAAAGGAAGGAACAUGGAUAGUUCUGCAAAAUUGCCAUCUAGCAAGUUCAUGGAUGCCAACACUGGAAAGAGUCUGUGAGGAGCUAAACCCUGAUACAACACAUCCAGAUUUCCGAAUUUGGCUCACCAGUUACCCAUCUGCCACAUUCCCAGUGUCUUUACUUCAGAAUGGAGUGAAGAUGACCUAUGAAGCACCAAAAGGUUUAUGGGCCAAUAUAAUUCGUUCGUACCUGAUGGAUCCAAUAUCUGAUCCUGAGUUUUUCAACAGCUGCAGAAAACCUACUGAGUUCAAAACAUUGCUGUACGGCCUCUGCUUCUUCCACAUGCUGGUGCAAGAAAGGAGGAAUUUUGAGCCGUUGGGUUGGAACAUUCCAUAUGAGUUCAAUGAGACUGACCUGCGCAUCCGCGUGCAGCAGCUGCACAUCUUCCUGGACCAGUAUGAGGAGGUGCCAUAUGAUGCUCUUCGCUAUAUGACUGGAGAAUGUAACUAUGGUGGCAGAGUCACUGAUGACUGGGAUCGGCGAACGCUCCGUAGUGUGCUAGACGUGUUCUUUUCCUCAGAAAUCAUUACAAAUGUAGAUUAUAAAUUUGAUCCAAGUGGCCUUUAUUUUGCUCCUCCUGAAGUAGAUUACCAAAGCUAUGUUGAAUAUACAAAGACACUUCCAUUGAAUCCUUCCCCAGAGAUAUUUGGAAUGCAUGCAAAUGCUGAUAUUAGAAAGGAUCAGUCAGAAACGCAACUGUUAUUUGAUAACAUUGUUCUUACACAGUCUCGGUUAUCUGAUGGUGGUGCAAAAUCCACUGAUGAAGUUGUUUGUGAAGUCACAGGUGACAUCCUGAGCAAACUUCCUUCAAAUUUUGACAUUGAAGCAGCAAUGAGAAGAUAUCCGACCACUCACACUCAAAGCAUGAAUGCUGUGCUUGCCCAAGAGAUGGGACGCUUUAACACGUUACUGCAGAUAAUACGGGACUCCUGUGUUAACAUCCAGAAAGCAAUAAAGGGGCUAGUAGUGAUGUCUGCUGAACUGGAAGAAGUGGUAAACAGCAUUCUGAAAGGCAAAAUUCCAGGGCUAUGGAUGAGUAAGUCUUACCCAAGCCUCAAGCCUCUGGGCAGCUAUGCGACUGACUUCCUUAACAGACUGAAGUUCUUACAGCUGUGGUAUGAAAAUGGAACUCCAACAGUCUUCUGGAUUUCACGAUUCUUCUUCACUCAAGCAGGUGCCCAGCAGAACUAUGCCAGAAAACAGACCACUCCGAUAGACCUACUAGAAUUUGACUACGAAGUGCUGGAAGAUAAGGAAUAUGAAAUUGCUCCUGAAGAUGGGGUCUACGUUCAGGUAUUGUUCUUGGAUGGAGCACACUGGAACAGGCAAACUAAGCAGCUACGAGAAUCUCAUUGAAAAAUCCUCUAUGAUACAGUACCUGUGGUCAUAUUUUAUUCUUUGCUGCAAAUAUGGCUAAAGCUGUGUAAGAAAGCAGACAUUCCACAGCGACCAAGUUACCUAGCCCCAGUGUACAAGACCAGCAAGAGAAGAGGGAUCCUGUCAACUACAGGCCAUUCCACCAACUUUGUCAUUGCAAUGACUCUCCCUUCAGACAAACCGCAAGAACACUGGAUCAGACGGGGUGUUGCGUUAUUAUGUCAGCUUAACUCAUAA